Molecule: messenger RNA, 1005 nt
Organism: Uncinocarpus reesii 1704
Lineage: Eukaryota; Fungi; Ascomycota; Eurotiomycetes; Onygenales; Onygenaceae
Product: mitochondrial nuclease
Exons: 1
Coding region: 1-1005 (334 amino acids)
Biological process (GO): apoptotic DNA fragmentation
Cellular component (GO): nucleus; mitochondrial inner membrane
Molecular function (GO): nucleic acid binding; RNA endonuclease activity; single-stranded DNA endonuclease activity
Source: RefSeq, a predicted model, not a curated record
AUGUCCAAGGCAACCUUCGCUAUCAUCGCAGCUGCCGGUGCUGCCACUGGUGCUGGCGUCACUGCGCUCGUUUAUUCAGCAAAGGCCUCGCGUCAGCAGUCGCCAAUACAGGCGAGUUUACCAGCGCCGACCAAACCUGCAGUUCCCGCCGCAUCACCUGCGAUUGUUCCUCACCCACCUACUCCGCAAAUCCCAACCCGAUUCCCAUCCCCAGUCGACCCAGCCGGCCUCUUCCAGUAUGGAUUUCCCGGCCCAAUUGCAGACAAUGUGAACAGUCUCCCUCUCGCAAGCGCAUACGAUCGACGCACACGCAACCCAUCCUGGGUUGCGGAGCACAUCACACCCGAAUCCCUUAAACUGAACAACGCCGAUCGUAAAAACAGCACCUUCUACGAAGAUCAGAGUAUUCCGUCCGCGUUUCGUGCUAAACUGAGCGAUUACUUCCGCUCAGGAUAUGACCGUGGACAUCAGGUGCCCGCCGCAGAUGCGAAAUGGAGCCAGGAUGCCAUGGAUGCGACCUUUGCGCUGAGCAACAUGUGCCCCCAGGUAGGAGAGGGGUUCAACCGCGAUUACUGGGCACAUUUUGAGGACUUUUGUCGUAGGCUGACGACAAAAUAUCCUUCUGUUCGUAUCGUCACGGGUCCACUGUAUCUGCCGAAAAAAGAUCCUGCGGAUGGGAAGUGGAGGGUUUCCUAUGAAGUUAUUGGGAACCCGCCGAACGUUGCCGUUCCCACACACUUUUACAAGGUUAUCUUUGCGGAGGACGGUAAAGCGGGAGGAAAAGUUAGUUUAGGCGCAUUUGUGCUGCCGAACGCUCGGAUUCCAAAUGAAAAGAGUCUGUCGGAUUUUGAGGUGCCAUUGGAGGCCGUGGAACGUGCUAGUGGUUUGGAAUUUACCUCAAAACUUGCACCGGACCGAAAGAAGAGACUGUGCCAGGAGAUAAAGUGUGAAAUAACCGUGAGAGAAUUUGCCAAGGCAAGCAAUAGAAAGGCGCUUCCGUCGUGA